Messenger RNA from Chelmon rostratus (copperband butterflyfish), 3134 nucleotides. Its product is annotated as calcium-binding mitochondrial carrier protein SCaMC-1-like. Gene Ontology annotation, molecular function: calcium ion binding; ATP transmembrane transporter activity. Gene Ontology annotation, biological process: transmembrane transport. NCBI's taxonomy places the organism in Eukaryota, Metazoa, Chordata, Actinopteri, Chaetodontiformes, Chaetodontidae. The transcript is spliced from 10 exons. Gene Ontology annotation, cellular component: mitochondrial inner membrane. Bases 259 to 1686 code for a protein of 475 amino acids. The record is from RefSeq and is a predicted model, not a curated record.
AAAACGUCGAGUAGCGACGCAACCCGCGUCGCUCCGCCCUCGAUUGCUGCAGUUCCCUCUGAAGCACUACGGAAUAGCCAAUGCAUGGAGCAGUCUGCAAAAUAAAGUAACUGGAAACCCUCUUUUUUACCGCGAAUGGCGAGCUCAUAUUCGGAUUCUAGCCGGUUUUAUUAUUGAUCUUCAGUAUGGAUUAAUAAUCAGAUCCUGACUGCAGGACGACUGGUCUGAUCUGGUCGCUGCUUUAACAUUAUCGCUACGAUGUAUCAGAUGUUACGGACGUUUUUACUACCAAAUGCCCGGUGCUGGGAUGCCGACAGUGAGAGGUCAUACCAGACCCUGUUCGAGAGGCUUGAUACCAAUAAAGAUGGGAAGGUGGACGUCGCUGAAUUGCGAGCGGGCCUUAAGGCGAUGGGCAUAUUCCGCCUGGGUGCUGCACAGAAAAUUGUGUCAUCUGGUGACCAAAACAAAGAUGGGAGUCUCGACUUCAACGAGUUCUCCAAAUAUCUGAAAGGGCACGAGAAGAAGCUGUGGCUGACAUUCAAGAGUCUGGACAGAAACAACGACGGGCGUAUUGAUGCCUCAGAGAUCCAGCAGUCCCUUGCAGAGCUGGGCAUAGACAUCAGCAAAGAGAACGCACUGAAAAUAUUACAGAGUAUGGACAUUGAUGGGACCAUGAUGGUGGACUGGAAUGAGUGGAGAGAACACUUCCUGUUACACCCAGAACAGAACCUGGAAGAGAUCAUACGCUACUGGAAACACUCCUCGGUGCUGGACAUUGGUGACAGUCUCGCCAUCCCAGAUGAGUUCACAGAGGAGGAGAAGAGCUCCGGUGGCUGGUGGAAGCAGCUUGUCGCAGGUGCAGUGGCGGGGGCCGUCUCUCGCACCGGUACUGCCCCUCUGGACAGAAUGAAAGUCUUCAUGCAGGUUCACUCUUCUAAGACCAACCGGAUAAGCCUGAUAGGUGGCUUCAAGCAGAUGCUCAGAGAGGGAGGAAUAACUUCACUGUGGAGGGGGAAUGGGAUCAAUGUUUUAAAGAUUGCGCCAGAGACAGCUAUCAAAUUCAUGGCAUAUGAACAAUAUAAGAAGUUAUUAUCAUCAGAGGGCAAAAAGAUUGAGGUACACAAGAGGUUUAUGGCUGGCUCUCUGGCUGGGGCCACAGCACAGACAGCCAUCUACCCAAUGGAGGUACUAAAAACUCGACUGACCCUGAGGAAGACUGGCCAGUAUUCAGGAAUGUUUGAUUGUGCCAAGAAGAUCCUGAGGAAAGAGGGUGUAAAGGCUUUCUACAAGGGCUACGUUCCAAACUUAGUGGGCAUCAUUCCCUACGCUGGGAUAGACCUCGCUGUUUAUGAGAGUCUUAAGAACGCCUGGUUGUCGUACCACGCCAAAGACUCAGCUAACCCCGGAGUUCUGGUGCUGGUGGGCUGCGGGACCAUCUCUAGUACCUGCGGCCAGCUGGCCAGCUAUCCUCUCGCGCUUGUGCGCACACGGAUGCAGGCACAAGCGUCUCUGGACGUGUCAGACCAGCCCUCCAUGAGUAGUCUGAUGAAGAAUAUUCUAGCCAAAGAUGGCUUUUUUGGACUCUACCGGGGCAUCCUGCCAAACUUCAUGAAAGUCAUUCCUGCUGUCAGCAUCAGCUACGUGGUUUACGAAUACAUGAAGACUGGCUUAGGAAUCUCCAAAUGAAGCUGCAAGCCAAUGCAAAUAGAACAUUUACUGACUUGAAAAUGCCUGAAAUAACUCCCAAGACAGCGGACAGACAUACAGACAUACAGGGUGUGACUUUCACCAGCUGGCACAGGAGUUCAGUGGAUGGAAAACUGUAUGUAUCCCACCAUGGGCUGUCUGUCAGUAGCUAAAGCAUUUAUCAGUUGUGGUGAGCAUGCUUUAAUUCUUAUCCUUAAUUCUUAAUUUACACAGUGUCCCAAACAAUGCUUGACACAAAGACAGUACAUGAAUACAAAGAUGAAAAGUAGAAAAUAUAACACUUAUUGGGUUGUUAAAAUCAUCCGACCGUUACUAUUUUAGAAGUGUGAUCAAGCCAAAACAGAUGGUAGCUCAGUGAAACAUACUGUCAUGCAUUUUUGGUAGCAAAAUAAAUAUUUUCUAUGGAGAAUGUUGGAGCUGAAAGUGAAGAGCUAAUGGUCUCAUUUUAUUCAGUAUGAGGAAAAAUGACACUGAGCCAGUUUGAAUGCUUAAGCCCACACCUUUUAGAGGUAAAGUAACACUUUUCUAAGUUGUAAACACCUUCCCCACAGUGACAUCAGCUGCAGUCAGCAGCUGCCGGCUAAAAAUAACUGGCCCUGAAAGAUCAAUAACUUGUUAACACUGGAAUACCGCGUGCACGAAGACACGCGAAUCUUGUGCAAUGUGAAAAUCACUAAUUCCACAUUCUGUGUGUUAUUUGAUAGUCAUUUACAUGUGCCUUACAGCCACUCGAUGUGAACUUUCUGAUAUCAGAAGAUGUGUUUUUUACUGUAUAUAUAUAUACUGUAUUUAUGUACUGUAUAUAUAUCUUUUUUCAGUUAUGGUUAUGUAUGGGUGAGGAUGAUGGUUAUGACAUGACAACACAAAAACAGUAAUAACUAGUGAUUGGACUGAAAUACUGUUAUUAAUGGCAUGUUUUUUUUGUCUUGUGUCACUUCGUUUCAACACAUCAAGACGUCCACCCCCAAAACACACACGUUAGCACACACACCCACAACAGCAACCUGGUGUAUUUAACAUUCUGUUCCUUGUUCUUCCAGAGAGCCCAGGGAUGGGAAAUCUUUAUCUUCCAUAUAAGAUGACAAUCGGCCUUUUGUCUUUAUCAGAAAUUGCAUGAAUGUGGAUUUUAAGAAACAAAAACUGGCCUUGAUGUAGCGUUGGCUAACCUGAACAUGUGGACACUUCAUGUGAAAGUUUAAAAUGGUCUGUGCAGGAAGGCUGACUCCAGAACAAUGGUUCAGUGGUGUCAUGUUCAGAGUAGGGAUCACUGGUUUGAAGAUCAUUGAGAUGUGUUAACAGCUCCAUCUAGUGGUCAAUAAAGAACACAUGGACACGUUUCCAUGCAAAACUGAGAUGUGAUGUACUGGUGUGUCAGUGGAAUACAGGUAAACCAGAUCAUAGUAGUAUUUAGACUACAGGUUUUUUUA